Messenger RNA from Haliotis rufescens (red abalone), 3565 nucleotides. Its product is annotated as O-acyltransferase like protein-like. The transcript has 16 exons. NCBI's taxonomy places the organism in Eukaryota, Metazoa, Mollusca, Gastropoda, Lepetellida, Haliotidae. The record is from RefSeq and is a predicted model, not a curated record. Gene Ontology annotation, molecular function: acyltransferase activity, transferring groups other than amino-acyl groups. The coding region runs from base 130 to 2907 and encodes 925 amino acids.
CGGAUAUAUUAUCCUAUUAAUUGUGUGAACGAAAUAUACCGAUUUUAAAUCACGACGUUGAUCUCAUCACCAAGGGACAAGGCAAUGUGCUUCACAGAGGAUAUUAUGUAAACACAUUCAAUCACAGCCAUGGGACACAAUUUAGUGUUCGUUCUACUGAUGGCCACAUCCAGUGUACAUUUAACUGCACAGUCAACAGGCCAAAAGUUAAAUUUUAAUGACACAGAACAGACAGACUCAUCUUUGAAUAAUCCAACUCAGAUCGGAUCACUUGAAGGUCACAUAAAUAAGACAAGGUCACAAGGUCAAGGACAUUUGCCUCAUGUCCCCCAAACGUCAAAAGAUGUCCAUCUGUCAACAAAAGAUGUCCCCGACUGGACUCAUUUCAAUGACAUCGUCCAGGCGACCAUAUCGUCAUUUAACUAUUUGGGUUUACCUGUGUUUUUCCCUCUUGUAUGGGCGGGAAUAAUCCAGGCCGGCGUGGACAUCUACAGCUACAACGUCACUGACGACUGCAAGGUGGAACUAAACCACUACGCCGUGGACCUUCAAAGUAGGAAGGACUGGGCCGUCAGAAUGUUUGAUGCGACUGGUCGUCAAGGAUCUGGUUUUCUCCAAGGAUCAGUCACUUGGCAGGGAGACUAUGACCAGUGCAGUAAUAUACGUCACACGAUGACGUCACUUGAUACAGGAAGUGACGUAACGAGAGAGAUAAUUGCUCAAUAUUGUUCCCUGUCGUUUGAUUCUCCCAUAUUGCUGGACAAUUAUAUUUCCCAUCAGCACCUGCCGUUCCCGGUGCACCUGCCGCACCUGACUGUGGACAUCUGCAUCCCUUCUGGAUGUGAUGAGGAUGACAUCACAACCAUCAUCAAUACAUACGCAGGACAACAAGAAGCCAACAUCUCCCUGUCAAACAUCAGAUGCCAGAAGGACAUGCAACUAGCCUAUGAUGCUGCUGCCAUCUUCUCAGUAUGCUUGCUGGCUGCAUUUGCCUGCUUGGUGUUCCUUGGUAGCAUGGUUACUGUCAUUGUACGACUGAAAACCCCGGCAGGACAACUAAACUCAGCACCGUGUGUCGGCUACUUUAGCAGAAGGGGGAACGUCUUCACUGUAGCCCGCCAACACAGUGUAUUCUACAAUAGAUGCAAACUCUACUCCAAGUCUAUAUGGGCGGGGUCCCUCUAUAGACAAGACAGUAUGAAGAUUGUGUCGGACCACUGCACGACACCAACACCUUCUACAGAUCACGUCAACGACGUCGCGAUAGGUGUGGAGAAAUCACCUUCUGCAAGACUGCAGAAUCAGGCAAUGGUUCAGAUUACACAGAAAGGGGACAGACCCUUAGGGAAACGGAAAGAGGUCAAACUCCAGAAUGGCGUGCUUCAGCCAAUCGGUUUGCUGUCUUUACCAGUCAGAAUGGAUUCCCGACAGAACGAUAAAUUUGACCCAAGCCAACAAGUCAGUUUGACACCAGGUACACGACAAAUAGGUGGAGUGGUCACUGAUAUCCUCCUGUGCUUCUCCCUCCCAAAUAACCUGGCGUCAGUUCUGGGAGGGGGCAAUCCAGACCAGCUACUCUUUCUCAGUGGCAUCCGGUUCCUCUCCAUCUGCUGGGUCGUCUUUGGCAACACCAUCAGCUUCAUACACAGAACACCAGACGUGAUUGAAAACAGCGUCACUCUCGUGGAAUUGGCUGAGUGUCCAUUGUUUCAAGCAAUAAUCAACAGUACAUUUGCUUCAGACUCCUUCUUCAUACUCAGUGGAACGUUGCUGUCCUACAAUUUUCUCCGGACUGUGGAGAAGAAGAAGUCGGCGGGCAAAGAGUUUAGGGUGACUCCAAAGUUUCUCCUGCUGUUCUAUCUCCAUCGUUUGUUGAGAAUAUUACCGUGUUACCUGGUGGUGUUGAUGAUAUUUGCCAACCUCAUGCCCUACAUGGGCCACGGACCUCGCUGGAAGUAUGCCACAACCGCCGUCAACCAGUGCAGGGACCAUUGGUGGGCCAACGUAUUCUUCUUCAGCAACUUCUAUAUGGCAGAUGAAAUGGUUUGUUUGUUUGUUGUUUACCACCACACUCAGCAAUAUUCCAGCUAUAUGGAGUUUUGUAAGAGAUCAUUCAUGUUAAUCAAUUUGUCCAUCACCAUGCUGAUGUUCCAGUGCAUGAGCUGGACAUUCUUCUUGGUGAAUGACACGCAGUUCUACCUCAUCUCUCCACUCAUCCUCAUCCCACUGGUCAGGUUACCUCCCCUUGGUUUUGUCCUGCUUGGUCUGCUCGUAGCCACACAGCUGGUAUCUGUUGGCAUCCUGAAUAACAAGAUCAACGGCAAUAUGCUAAGAAUGGACAGCGGGUACUUCUCCGAUGUGUACGCCAAGCCCUACUGCCGGGUGGGCGUAUUUGCUAUCGGGAUGAUGCUGGGGUAUAUCUUAAACAAAGUGGGCCGAAGGACUCAUCUCAGAAAGAUUCCAAUGCUACUUGGCUGGCUAAUGUCGUUUUGCACGAUGGCUUUAGUGAUCUAUAUAACGUACCUAGAGAACAGAGUCGGCGGGAGGAGAUUUACUGCCAUAGAAGCGGGGGUCUAUGAAGCACUUGCUCGCCCUGCCUGGGGACUGGCAUUAUCCUGGGUUAUAUUUGCCUGCGCUGUGGGGCAAGGAGGUUUUAUCAACACAUUCCUGUCCUGGAACUACUUCUUCCCUCUGUGCCGCAUCACCUUCGGGAUCUACCUCCUCCAUCCGCUGGUCAUCAUGCUUGUGCGUGACACCUCUCGCAGUCUCAUCCAUUUCUCACCAUUCGGCCUGUGGCUGCUGUAUGUCCCUAUACUCGUGAUGGCCACCAUGCUGGCACUGGUGCUCAUCACCUGCAUACAACAGCCAUUCAUUACACUGGAGGCGCUGAUCAGAAACAUCACAUAGCAAUGGCGGUUUCAUUCAAGACUUCAUUUAGGCCUUUGAUAGUUUAUUACAUGGUUUAAGGAUUUCUCUUUUAAAAACACUGGGUCGGUGGUCAAUAAAGACAUUAUAAUUAUGUAAUUGAAGAAAAGAUAUUUUUUAAAUUGGUCAUUACAAUUUUUGUAAAUAGGCCUAUGCUGACUGUAAGAGAAAGGUAAGGUAAAUUAGGUCUGAGUUUGAACACAACUAUUAUCGAACGCUGACGACGUCGAAUGUUUCAUAAUAAUAAUCACUGCAUUGUCUGGUCGGACUAGAUUUUUAACAAACUAAUGUAUGACCAGAACUAUUAAAGAAAAUAAUUCCGGAACCAGUAUGCAACGGUUGUAAUUAUUGCACUGUCACACGUUAGCUGUCUUGAAGUUGCCUAUGCUCUCGACACUAUUUAAGGGUUUUAGUGAAAUAUAUCUCGGGAAUAUAAAAUUAUUUUUAUUUCAUUGCACAUUUCUGAAAUUUAUGGUCGGAGGAUCCGUAAACCAAGUAAUAAAAAAUAAACAACGCUUAUCCGAAUCAGAAAUGCCUGGCCUCAACAAUAUCACAGGAAUUAUUGUUUUAAAUAACCUUUGGGGAAAUUCCGAUUUGUGUCAUACCUUUAUUUACACUUUAAAUGAGAGUGUUAUUUAUA